AGAGCUGGGGGACGUCUCAUUUUAAUCAGAAAUGUGCGGGCUACAAUCAUGCAACAUUAAGAAAAGGUUUUGGUUAUUUUUUAAAGUUUCGAAAAAACUGGUUUUCCAGAAAACCGAUCUUUGAAGAUCUAGCAGCAGUCAUGAUGAUAUUCGGAAUUAGCAUGGUUGAUUACCUAUAGUCAAUUAGGUUUUGACUGGAAAACGAUUUAUAAGUUGGUGGAUCUCCCUCGUGAGUAAUAGGCAUUGGCAUAGAUCACAAUCGAAGGUUGUAUAAAACAUAAACAUAAAGAUAAAAAUAUCGCUGUAUUUUCUAUCGUCAUUAUACUGGAUCAUUUACAUUUUCUGGUUUUUAGAUAUGAACGAGUCUAGAAAUGUUUUUCAAGUAUUAGAAAGUAAAAUAUCAAAAAUUAAUUAUAAAUCAUCAGAUAAAUAUGAUCAAGAUUAUUUUAAAAAUUAUGGUUUGAAAAAUGUCGACAUUCGUUCGUAUCAACUACAUGGAAUUAAAUGGUUAAUUGAACGGUAUGAAGCCGAUCAUGGAUGUAUAUUGAGUGAUGAAAUGGGUUUGGGAAAAACGUUGCAGACAAUUGUAUUUUUAUUAUACGUAAGUAAAAUUCGUAAAAGAUCACCAUCAAUUGUUAUUUGUCCAUUAUCUGUAAUACAAAAUUGGACCAGAGAACUAAAAACCUUUGUACCAGAUCUGAUUGUCCAUGUAUUUAUGGGAACGAAAGAAGAACGUCAAAAGUUAGCCGAAAAUAUAAAACAAUCAACAUUUGAUAUCUUACUAACGACAUACGAGUUAGUGAUAAAAGAUCCACAUUUUUUCGGUAGUUUUAAAUGGCACGUGCUCGUUAUUGAUGAAGCUCAUCGAAUUAAAAAUGCACAGUCUCUAUUACAUACAACGUUAGCAGAUUUAUCUGUUCCGUUUAACGUUCUUUUGACAGGCACACCGAUUCAAAAUAAUCUAUCUGAAUUAUACUCAUUAUUAUCAUUUUGUGCAAGCAAAGUGUUUCAGCCUCGUCAUCAUGACGAUUUUGUUAAAUACUUUAAUUUGAGCGCUGAAGAGAAUAGUCAAAAAUUAAUUGAUUUAUUGAAACCGUUUAUAUUGAGACGUUUAAAAUCAAACGUUUUAAAAGAUUUACCGAACAAAAUUGAAUUGAUUCUGUAUCAUGAUUUAUCAAAAAUACAAAAAGAUCUUUAUAAAGCAUUAUUAACAAAAAAUCGAUCAAUAUUUGGCGAUAAUGAAUCGGCGAGUAAAACACGACUUGUUAAUAUUUUAAUGCAGUUAAGAAAAUGUAUUGGUCAUCCGUACUUAUUUCCAGGCAUUGAACCAGAGCCAUUUGAAAUUGGUGAACAUUUAAUCGAAGCAAGUGGAAAAUUAUCUCUACUUGAUUUACUAUUAAAUCAUUUGUUUAAAAAUGGACAUAAGGUGUUAUUAUUUUCUCAAUUCACCGGUUCCCUGGAUGUUAUUCAAGAUUAUUUAGCCUACAGAGAUUAUACAUAUGAACGUCUGGAUGGAAGUGUGAGAAGUGAAGAAAGAUUUCUUGCAGUGAAUAAUUUUAAUAAAAAUGAAGAUACAUUUAUAUUCUUGCUAAGUACAAAAGCAGGCGGUGUUGGACUAAAUUUGACGGCAGCUGAUACGGUGAUAUUUUAUGAUAGUGAUUUUAAUCCACAAAAUGAUCUACAAGCAGCUGAUAGAGCUCAUCGUAUUGGUCAGACACGACCGGUUCGAAUUCUUCGACUUAUAUGUCGUAAUUCGUUCGAAGAAGUUAUUUUACGUCGUGCUGAAUUAAAAUUGAAAUUAUCCAAAACCAUAAUGGAAAACAAUGAAUUAGCUUCUAGUUUAAAUACAAUAAUUGAUACAAAUACUCAUUUAACAGAUGCUUUAAAAAUUGGUAUUGAUAAAUUACUUGAUGAAACAAAUCAAAUGGAUUAUAAAACUGUUGAUUUUAAUAAAUUAAUUGGGAAGACCGAUCAUAAAGGAAGAUGGUUGGAUUUAGAAGUGGAAAAUGAAGAAAAAAAGGAACCUAUUGUUGAAAAUGUGAAUGAAAUUGGAGAUGAUUUGUACCUUUUUGAAGGUGUCGAUUAUAGACGUCAUAUAACAGGUGAUGAUGAUGAUCAAAAAGUAUUCAAUAGUUUAAUUAACAUAAAUAUUAAUGAAAACGAUGACACGGCAACAUCGAGUAGUCGACGGACCACAGCAUCAUCAUCAACACAAAGACAACGCCGUCAAUUAACGGACGAGGAGAAAGAAGCUAGAAAAAAGAAAAUGUUAGAGACAAAAGCCAGAAAUCAAAGACAAUUGGAAGAGGCUGCAUUAGAACGUGCUCAAAGAAAAAGAGAAAACUUAAAAGAAAAAUGGAAAAACAACAAUUAUCAUUCAUGCCGAAUAUCAAUAUCCGAUACCGAGGAUGAAAGCGAGAAUAAAAAUGAAUUUUAUCCCACAACAACGCUUGAUGAUGAUGAAGAGCCAGUAGAUGAACAAAAUAAACAAUUGAAUUAUGUAAUCGGUGAUCUUAUGAAACCUAAAAUAGGCGAUGAAAAAAAUGCACUUAUUGUACAUUGUGUCGACGAUUCUGGUCGUUGGUCUUCAGGUGGUGUAUUUGGCUCAAUCUCAAAACGAUCACUGGAACCCGAAAAACAAUACAUUCUAGCGUCAAAAAUGCAUGAUCUAUCUCUCGGUGAUGUUCAUAUUAUUAAACUAGAUGAUUGUGGUGGUGAUAGUGAAGAUGAAGAUGAUAAUCAAAAGCAAUGUGAUUUAUAUGUGGCAUUAAUUGUUGCUCAACAUCGUAGUCAUAAUGGAGAGUUGUCAGGCAUAAAACUACAUGCAUUAGAUAUGGCGUUGAAGGCGUUGUCAACAAAAGCAAAACAAUUAAAAGCAAGUGUACAUUUACCGCGAAUUGGUUAUGCAACACAAGGUUUCAAUUGGUACGGUACCGAGAAGUUAAUCAAGAAAUAUUUGUCAUCACAAAAAAUACCAUCCUAUGUCUACUAUUUUAAACGACAACAAACAACGACAAGUAAAAGAUCUUUUAAUGAAACAAAAUCUGAAGAGGAAAAACAUAAAUCAAAAACGGAUAGUGAUGGAUUUUAUGACGGUGAGAUUAGUUGUUGUUCUCUUUCUGUUUUAAUCAUGUUCAUAUUGUCGGUUUUUUUUCGUUUUGCAGAAGAAACAGACGAAGAUGAAGAACCACCUCGAACAAAAUUAAAAAUUAAUUUACCACAUUAUUUUUCCGAUAUUCAUAUUUAUUUUCAUGAUGUUGAUCAACAAGUCAUUGAAAGAUUGCAACGAUUUAUCAUUGCUUUCGAUGGUAAUAUUGACGAACAAAUUGAUGAGAAAAAAACAACUCAUAUAAUAACGUAUGGUGACUGUAAACACGAUCUACAGGCAUUACAAGAUGCUUGUCCAACAGCAAAAAUUGCUAGCAUCGAAUGGUUGGAAGAAUGUAUCAAUAAAGGUCAAAUGGUUGAAAUUGAUUUUUACAAAAUAUAA
Messenger RNA from Didymodactylos carnosus, 3490 nucleotides. NCBI's taxonomy places the organism in Eukaryota, Metazoa, Rotifera, Eurotatoria, Philodinida, Philodinidae. The record is from the annotation of a GenBank genome assembly.